Molecule: messenger RNA, 5039 nt
Organism: Bufo gargarizans (Asiatic toad)
Lineage: Eukaryota; Metazoa; Chordata; Amphibia; Anura; Bufonidae
Exons: 12
Coding region: 177-2444 (755 amino acids)
Source: RefSeq, a predicted model, not a curated record
CACCCCGCCCUCUUGGGAGUUUCCUGGAAGGAGAGGUGAGCUGGCAGAGGAGCGCUGCUCUGCAGAGUACUGCUUCUGAAUUCUGGGCUCCAGCCUGCCAUGGGGGCCUAGGAGGCACCCUGGAAUAGUUCUGCACGUGCAAGAAGACGUAGGGACCCGUCAGUGGCAGCGAAGAUAUGUCUGACCUUUGCCGCCUCUGUUCCUCUCAGCUUCGAGGAUCACGCCGUAAGUGGCUCUUCGGGGGCUCGGGGUCCCUCCUUCCCUUAUUCUCCCAAGUAUUAGGGACCCCCAUCCUCCGCAACUCACCUGGAUCAGCCCCAAAGCCCGGCAAAGGGAAGGGGCGGCCGGAAGAUGCAGAGUUUCUCUGCGGAAAGUGCUGCCACUCGCUCAACGUCUACCACCGCUAUGACCUGGUGUUGUUUCGCAUGCGGGAGCUGUAUGAGCAGAGGUCCACCCGUCUGGUGACAGAGAAGGAUAAGCUUUCGUUUACCUUGCGUACUAUCCACGCCAGGGCCUGGGGCCUUCCACUGCCUGAGUACCAUGGUCAUCACCAAGACCGUAACACCUAUGGGUAUCGGGGUUCUUACAAUGAUCUCAGUUCUUCUGGCUCCUAUAAGUCUCGUAAUAAUUCCCUUUCUCCAGGAUACCAAAACUCAUGUCCCAAUUCUCCCUUUCCUGACCGUCUGGGGUCUUUCCGUGGUUCUUUGGGUUCUUUGUCUUCUGAUGCUCCUUCAAAGUCUUACCAAAAACUUCUAGAACAAGACCGUUCAUUGUGGGAGCAUGAGAGCUGGUGGGACGACCGCCACAAGGGCUGCUCACGUUGCAUCAAGGGCGAGAAGUGUCAUUCUUGUUCUUCCUGGAGAGUUUCUGAUGCCAAUUAUGAGUCUGUAUGUACCGUCCCUCGAAGGAGGAAACACAGCAGAGGAACAGAUGAUGGCUCGGUUCUUCUAAGGAGCAAAUCUUUGGGAAGUGUUGGUGGAGAAAGUGCCAGCAGCAAGGGCUCCCUCCUCUCCUUAUCCGCCUCUUCUUUGGAUUCCCUUUCUUUCGUGGGUGAAGAAGGUGAUGGAGGAGUAUUUUGGGAAGCAAAGUCUCCUUUAGCCUCAUCUCCUCCUUCGUCAUUUCCUUUACCCAAGCCAGGGGUGGCAGAAGUGUUGAAAAGCUUGAAGGAAAUUAAGUACAGUCCAGUUAAAACACCAACAAGGAGCAAGAUACCCAUCAGGAGUCAACAGAAGACAAAGGUGGAAGAUGUGGACCAAUAUGUAGAAGAUGGCAUCUACGAGAGGCCACCAGUAGAAGAACCAGCUGGAGACUUGGAUGUGUACAUGGGUAUCGGGCCUGAGGUCUGCAGUACUCAAGCUUCUCGUUUCCUCCACAUCCAGGAGACCUUAAAAUGGCUACAGACAAACCUGAAGACCUCACAGAGUUGCGGCAACUUGUCGGGGCAGCAGGACCAAGUGAUAGAACAGCAAGAACUGAUACGAGAAUUAAUCAAGAGACUCAAGUUCAAGGAUGAAGUCUUGGAGGAAUCUCUGACUUUGCUGCUGACUCUUCCUGUGGCCUCUGACCCAUACGGGGAACUUAUCACAGACUUCGUUGAGAAAUUAAGGGCACAAGAAGAGCAGAUAAAGAAAGAAGGGGAUGAGGUGGCCGAAAUCAAACGCCAAAGAGAGGCAGAAGUGAAACGUCUACAGGAGGAGCUGAGAGCAAGAGAAGAAGACAUCACCCGAUUGUCCAAGGUUCUGCGUGACAAUCAGGACACCAUUACAGCUCUGCGCGACCUCCUGGGAGAGAAGGACUUCACCAUCCAGAGGAUGGAGGUGGCACUGGACUCUUCUGUUCGCUCCUCAGCUUCUCAGGAUGCUCUGCGCCUCGCUGCUCUGCGGGAGAAGGAUUCACUGAUUGCAGCAGUACAAGGAGCCCUGAGUAGCAGCAAUCAGGAUGUAGAGGCCCUUGCAGACUCUCUCUUAUCCCAGGGACUGGAUGACCUUAGUACCUCAAUUCCCGGACUGUCAGCCCCUAAUCCUCUAAUGUCCCAGCUACAGGAGAAAGGACGACUGCUAUCCCAGGCCCACGCGGACAAUCAGCGUCAGAGUAUUCAGCACCAGCGAGACAUCCAAGAUCUACUGAAUGCUCUCAAUGAGAGCCAGACACUGCUCCAGGAACAGCUGCGACAUUGUAAGAAACGUCUGCAGGACGGGGCUCAGGAGCAGAAGACGCUGAGAGAGGCGCUGAGAGAGAAGGAGAAGGCGCUGCAAGAAGAGAGACGGAGGCACAGCGCCGACCAGCACCAAGUCAGUGCCAAACUGAUGCAGCUGCAAGACUCCGCCAGGGAGAGGGACCAGGCCACCAAGAAACUGCUGCAGGAUGCUGAGAGCAGAGAUCAGCUGAUCAAGAAGCUUCAGGAAAGACUGAAGCCGUGCGGGGAGGUCAGAGACACGCUGUGAGAUCUCCUUUUUCCUACUUACCUGAUGGGAAUCAAAUGUGGAAAUUUUCAUACAUUGUUUACCAGCUGAAUACUCGGAACCGGGAUCAUCUUUCUCCUGGAGGAACCUGAUGUGGUGAUUGUGGAGUAGGGAAGGGGGGGGGGGGUUGUCAGGCCUGAAAUAACUUGGGUUCAUUGAUCUAUGAAAAGAGACUAUAUUUCUUGAGAAAAUAUCAUAUGGGGUUAGAGAGUCUGAAAGUUCUCAGAAAUGUAAGAGAAUGUGGGAAAUGUUGUUAGUUUAAAAUGGUGGGAUAGGUGAGAAAAUUUGGAAGUCUAGUCGAUCCCUGGAGAAGGUUGUGGUAAGUUACAAGGCUGCUCAGGAUCAUAUAUAUAUAUAUAUUUAGAUCUUCUACUCCAAGUCAAUACAUUUACUUUGGGAUGAUAAGAAAAUAAGAGGGUUUUUUUUUGUGCCUAUUAACGUAAUGUCCUACAGGAAGACCAUAGAGAACAGGCCAGACAUGGCCAAUGGUCUCCAGAUGAAAUCCUGAGCUAGUCUUCUCAAGCUAGAUUGGGACAAAAGCAUUGAUGAUGUCUGAUCUGACGGCCAUGACUUCGUAGGGGUUGAAGAACAAUGUCUUACUGAACUGUAUUCUUCUGUCACCGGUGGUGGCUAUAGUGGUCGGCCGUGCCACACGGGUGACAUUCAGCCCUCAUACUGCCUGCCGUCAUCUACUGUAAGGACUACAUGGAAGACAACUGCUCUUGGGGUCCACUUUAAUGAACAGCCUUGGUGGAGACCAUAAUGUUCAUGGCCUGUCUUUGGUCAGGUAGCAGGACCAGAUCAUGUAUAGAUGUUUCGAGGUUCGGGGAUCACUUACUUUAGAUCAUAUCUUGUAAUGGAGGAUUUCUCAUACUUGAAUCUUGUAUUUUCUCAUCGCUCUGCUUGUGGUCUCACCAUUACAGAGGAGCUGUUCACAAACCUUGGAUAGCAAUCGGCACCUCAUAUCUCUGCUUCCUGGACCAUCGAGCCACGGAAGGAGCAGAACAUUGUAGAUGACUGCGGUCGCUCCUCCAUUUUCUGUUUGAGUAAUUCGGAAUUAUUGAGGUUCUAUCUGACUAUAAUUAUCAAUAUUAUCUGGGGUUAGAAAAAUGGUUUUGCUUUUGUCCACAAACAGCGCCACCCUUGUUCAUGGGCUGAGCCUGGUAUUGCAGCUAAGGAGUAUGUACUUGAAUGUGGACAAGCUGCAGUACAAGGCACAGCCCAUGGACAAUGGUGGCGCUGAACAAAAACAAACCAUUUUUCAUUUUCUUUUCACCAUGGAGUGACUUAUUUUUUCCAAUUCCAGAAAACCCCUAUUAAGGCCUUAUUCAUACAGCUGCAUUUUAGCGUCUAUGCUCUGGCCACCUGACCUGAACCAUACUCAGACCACCAUAGAACGUGCAUCAUGACUGUCUGAAUGAGGCGCAUUAUGCAAUGUCUCUUGCGGUGAUCAAGUUGUCGUCUUGUCCUUGGUGACUACUAUGCUGCUCAGCUCAGUAGUAAUGGAGCAUUGUUACUGCUUUACAUCUGACUACAGGCAUUUUACAUCUCAACCAAUCAGAAUGCCCCUUUCAUUUUCUAAUGAGCAUCUGAAAAAUGAGAGCUGUAAUCUGAUUGGUUGCCAUGGGCAGCUGCUCAGGUUUUGAGGCCUCUCCCUGUAGUGUAUUCUCGGCCUGGUCGGCAGCUUCUGGGAAUCAUGGGAGAUGUAUUGCCCUUAGCAACCAAUCGCAGCACUGCUUUCAUUUCACAUUCUGCCCUUAAAUGAAAGUUGUGUAAUGACUGGUUGCUAUGGGCAAAGUUUUGGGUGCCAUCCAGCAGGAACUGGUUAAGUCAGAUCACAAAACAUGUCCUCCCCAAGAUUGCUUUACAAAAACGGCGCCACGCUUGUCCAUAGCUGGUACUGCAGCCAAGUCCUAUUCACUUCCGUGAAGCUCAGCUGCAAUACCAGAUACAACCUGCAGAUGGACGUGGCGCUGUUUUUGGAAAAAGGUAGCCAUUUUUGUCUGAUUCUGUACAUUCCUUUGGGAGUCACCCAUUUCUCUUCUUAAGGAUUUUUUUAUUUUUUGUGAUCAAUGUUCACGAUAAAUGUUCCAGAAAUUACUAAAAUGUUUAGGGGUUUGUCUAUGGCCGGCCUUACCCGUACUUGAGAAUAGCACGGCAGCACUUCCGUAACUAAGCCACCACUGCCGUUUGCCGGGCCACCCUAUCACUGCCGUGUGCCAGGCCACCAUCUGUUGAGUUUCUCAGGCCCACGUGGCUGGUAUCGGGGAUAUCUGAUGUAUUUUAUUUGUCGCCCUGGUGAUGGUGCUGGUUGUCAAUAUCGGUGCCACCUCCUGCCAUGACUGGAAACGCCAGACCAGCACUGUCACUGCCCGCCACUAGCGGCUGGUUACCCAUCAACCUCAGUUCAGGAAGUGGUUUAUCGCCAUACGCCUGCCAGUGAUUGGCUGCCUCUGUUCCGCCUGACUUUCUGGCGGUCCACUCUACUGAACUAAUUCUCUUAAUGCUUGUAAUUAUUCAUGUUCCGGGGUUGUAAUCAAAUCAGAUUCUGUAAAUAAAAUGUCUAUAUUAAUUACA